Messenger RNA from Podospora pseudocomata, 2400 nucleotides. RefSeq lists its product as uncharacterized. NCBI's taxonomy places the organism in Eukaryota, Fungi, Ascomycota, Sordariomycetes, Sordariales, Podosporaceae. The record is from RefSeq and is a predicted model, not a curated record. Bases 594 to 2207 code for a protein of 537 amino acids. The transcript has 5 exons.
GUUCUUCCUUCCCUGUGUGACCGAUGCAGUCGACAAUCAGAGACAACCCAAUCGCAACCCUUGUCUGCCCUCAGUCCAAGCUAUGCUCAAAAUGGAUAUUGCUCAACACCAAUUGAAACACUCGAUUCUCAAGCACUCAAGCUUGGCUUCCCUUGGCAUUGAUCUUGGUAUUUUCAGCUCCACGAUCGUUUUGCCCAGUCUCCCCACUUCCAAUGCAACGGAACGCGGCUUCUACCCGCAAUGCUGGGUGCGGUAUGCACCUUUCGAACCGUCUUGAGGUGCCCGACGACCACGAUUCUCAGUUAUCGGCCGAGAGAAAUGGAUCCUGAAGUGGAAUAUUGAGCAGUCAUAGACUCGUUUAGACCUGCUCCGCCACCUCCGCUUAGCACGCCGCUCUCGAGAGACCACGGGGGUACAGGAACCUCUUGCGCUAAUGCCAGCAACAGUGUUCUUCGAUCCCAUAUAUUCCUGACUAAGGUCCCUCUCGACCUCUCCUUUAACCUUUCUUGCUACAAGUUCUUCUUUCCUGUUUGUGUGAUCCAGCCGACGAGUAUUGUCGACCAUCGAUUCCUCACUCCGAAUCAAACAUCAUUAUGUCGGUCUUUGUAAACUAUGGCGGUCCCAAACUGGACAAGAAACAGAAGCAGCUCGUCCGUUCCCAGGCCAUGGUCUCGGUCCGCGGCCAACAGAAAAUUGCCAGGGCCGCCAACGCGCAUCAGCGUGACACAGGUGUAACCAAUCCUUCGGGUCCCUCGGCAGCAUCCGCUACUGUUUUGAGCUUAAAUCCGCGCAGGCUUGCUCCUGCCAUCCCCAACCCAAGCACGACCGAUGUCUCUGAAGAUUCUGAGGACUCCGCCGCCAUGGUGUUAGCCAAGGCACCGAGAGCCAACACUAGCCGCAAGCGCGCCGCCGCUGCUGCUGCUGCCGCUGCCGCUGUCGCUGUCGCCGCUCCUGCACUCAUCUCUAGCCGGGCCCGUCAUGCUGCUCCUCCCUCCAGCAUCAGAGACAUGUGCGGCGCACCCCCGCUGUCCACCCACUCCACGGGAGUGUCGGCCCGCACGUUCCAAGAUUACCUCUCCCGAUGUAACAACUACUCCUCGUACCUCGACCAGGCGUUUGUUCUGGUGGGGUUCAAGCAGCCGUCGUAUUUUAGGCCUGACAUGUCAAAGUCGGCCUGUAUCUACAUUGGCUGGCUGCUUACGGCAGGUGUCUUGGACGCAUACAAGGGUAGGGACGAGAUGAACUAUCCCUACUACGAGUACAGGGCUGUGUCUGAGCUCCAGAAGUUCAUCGACGGGGCGGAGCAGAGAGAGCUCCACGAGGUUGUCUACCCGGUGGUGGUGCUCUCCAUGUUUGAGAUGGUGCGUCUGAGCCCGAGGGCCAUCACACAUUCUGCUGCGGUGGAGAUGUUUAUCAAGUCCAGAGGGGGCUUAGCCAAAAUGCCGGUGGUAAUGCAGCACUUGGUGGUAAUGGGCGACAUGCUGCAAGGCGUUUCCCUGGAUGCCCCCUUGGUUUUUAACAUUCUGAACCCAGUCACCAGCCUCCGAGCCGCUACAGUGGGGCCGUUCGAGGGCCAGCAGUUCAGAUCAUCCCCCUUCCUAAUGUGUGACGCCGACGAAUUCGAUCUGGCCAAUAAGUAUGUCCAGCCACACAUUCACGGGGAUCUGCCUGAGGUGUUGCAGUCGGCGUUGGAUUCCUUGAGGCGUUUUUUCAAAAUACCAUCCGAGCGGGGGUGGGAAGAUGAGGCCGAUUGGCAGCACCUCGGAACAGUCGACUUGGACCGUAUCAUCGAUCAACCAUGGGAGGCCUCCGAUAUCUCUGGCUUGUUUCUCGAGACAUGUGCCUUGACGGCCAGGAUCAUGAGACGGACUCUGUUGGAGGGACUGGAUGCCUUCGAUGACGGCGCGAACAAGGAAGACCUGCAGGUUAUCUACGAAAAUGUCCGGUUCAUUGGCCUAAAGGCUUGGGUUGGGUUGCCGUACAUCUAUGUCUGGGUGAACUUGAUCGGCUUUGAAGCAUCAACCGACAUCAAGAUGAAGGCAUAUUUUGUAGCCGAAGUGGUGCGAUGCGCCUUUAGCUAUGGCUGUUAUCAGAUGGAGAUCUUUCAUGCCAUUCUUUCCAACUUCUUGUCCAUGAGGAAUGCGCUGAAGGAGAGGAAAUUUGCCCGCAUAGCCUUGACACUGGGAGAUUGUGGGUUCUUCGCUUGAGAAAAUGUACCUCAGGGGUUGUUGUUGCCUGGGAGAUCAGGGGAUGUUGACAUUGUUCAGGAGCUAGCAACAAAAUGUUCCCGAGGUGAUGAUGAUCGGUUAUUGUCAUUUCCACAGAAUUAUCAGCAAAAGUGGAGGUUUCAUCCCAUUUUAAAUUUGCAAAAGUUGACACCAAUCGUGUGGUGUGUGUUUG